This is a messenger RNA of Loa loa (African eye worm), 1591 nucleotides long. Its product is annotated as ubiquinol-cytochrome C chaperone family protein. The coding region runs from base 89 to 1168 and encodes 359 amino acids. Gene Ontology annotation, biological process: mitochondrial respiratory chain complex III assembly. Lineage: Eukaryota; Metazoa; Nematoda; Chromadorea; Rhabditida; Onchocercidae. Gene Ontology annotation, cellular component: mitochondrion. The record is from RefSeq and is a predicted model, not a curated record. The transcript is spliced from 9 exons.
UUGCAGUUGCAGGUUUGAUUUCUGAUAGGUUUUUGAAAAAGGAUUUGGAGUACUCCUACAAGAAGGAUUUACUCGUAGCGCUUUUACAAUGAUUCGAAAAACGUGCGUGCUAUGGAAAUACAUUUCGCCAGCUGUAUUUUCUGAGGUGGGAUUCCAUUCAGCUAAUGGAUGCAGAUAUUCGUGGAAUUCAUUGAGGAUGUCCACUAGAUGUUAUUCCAGUGAUCCAAUUUUCAAAGUUCGUAAAAGGAUUCUGUGGGACGAGCCAUUUGAACAGCAAGCGUGCAAUGAACCAGAAACAUCCUCUGCCCUACAAGAAGAUGAAUCAAAAGGAUUGGUCGAUUUGAACAACACGGAGCCAAAGACUCUCGCUGAUGCAACUAUUUUAAACCACUUACAUAUCAAAAAGAUACAGGAAACGUUGCAGCAACUUGAUGAGCAGGCAAAGCAUGAAAACUUUUUUAGAAAAAUUACUGAAAAGUGGAAUUUGAAAUUGGAACUCAGGAAGGCACGGUCAAUGCGACGUCAAGACCAAGUUAUAUAUACGAAGGAAAUGUUGGCAAAUUUGGACCGUUCUGCUGCCCAGUUGUAUUUUGAUUGCGCUAAUCGAUUUCCAUAUUUGAAGCUCUGCACCGCGCUUUGCUUACCGGACUAUCUUUCGACAUGGUAUAAGCUCACCUUGAUGCAUACCUGGAUGCUACUUGUUCGCUUGCAAUCUGUGUUAGAGGCAGCAGCUUUUAUUAGGCUCAGGAACAGCGUUAUCGAAAUUAUGUUUGGUGACGUUGAUAAACGUCUGAGAGUUGUCUCGGAAGAAUUGCACGAAAUGUUGUACCAUAAAAGUGACAGACGUCGUAUGGCCGGUUUGUAUUUACAGACAUUCCUCGAAUAUGAUGAGGGAUUUUUGUGUGAUGACACUACAUUGGCUGGUGCUUUAUGGCGCAAUCUUUAUAUGCAGCGAUCCGUAGAUCCAGUUCAUCUCAAUCGAGCAGUGUAUUAUGUGCGCGGGACGAUGGCAUACUUGGAUAGUCUCAACUUGGAGGAGAUCCUUUUACAAGGCAUCAAGAACUGGAAAAUUGCAUGUUCAGACAGGAAAUUUAGUGAUAAAAAUGCUUUUGAAGUGGCUGAGGAUAUAGCUUAUUCUUUAAUGAAGCAGAAGUAUAAGCACACCUGAAACAUGGACAACCUUUAUUACACUAGAUAAAUUUUCCUCGCGAAAAAUAUUCCACUUUUUAAUAUCUCUUUGGAUUUCCUUACAGAAAAAUUGGAAAAAGCGAGCAUAUUUCGUCAUGCUUCUGUCAUAAAUUAUUUUCUCAUGUUUUAUUUCGUGUGAACAUAUAAAUGGUAAUAAAUGGUAUGCAUUAAAAAUAUUUUAAAGCGGGAAAUUUCUUACUGUUAUGUUGCAAACUAUCUGUUAAUAUUUGGAGUAUCUAUUUCAUAAUUUAUGUGUAUUGUUAUAGAUAAUUAUCACUUUGCGAGCACCAGUUCAGGCAGUUUCAGUGUUAUUAGUGCAAUAGAAAUGUUUUUCGGUUGAAAUUAAUUGUUCAGGAUAUUAAGAUUGUGCUGGUCUAUCGUGCAUUCAUCUAAAGGGGAAUGU